AACCAGCCCACUCAAAGCAAAACAAUUGCAGUGAGUAAGUUAUCCGGCGUUAAUUUUGUAUCAAUAUUAAUUUUACCACACCAAUACAGACAUUUGAUAACCACUCGAAAGAAGUAACGACGGGAAAUUACUGGGCAACUGUGCACAAUCUCGGUACGGAAUCUUCCCAGGAAUCUAUUCAACUAUAUAACUGUAAAUGAACAGCUGCAAGACGCAAAGUCAACCAUCCAAGACCUUUAUCCACAAAGUGCCCACGUCUGUUUAAGAACAUGGACAAGGAAGGAUACGUGUGAAGAGAAGGACAGCAGAGAUUUGCUCUCAUUUUCAUACUGAAGUCUCCUUUAAGUUUCAGAUCUUGUGACACAAUGAGCACCUCCAACAUGGAAGCCACAACCAUGCUGCCAGUCCUGAAGAAGAAACUGGCAUUUUUGUCAGGAGGCAAGGACCGGCGCAGCGGGCUGAUCCUCACCAUACCGCUGUGCACGGAGCAGACCAGCAUGGAGGAGUUGAGUGCCACGCUGGACUAUCUCCUCGGCAUCCCCAGUGAGAAGUGCAAAGCACGAGGAUUCACAGUCAUUGUGGACGGGAGGAAGUCACAGUGGAAUGUUGUGAAAACAGUGGUACUGAUGCUGCAGAAUGUCAUUCCUGCUGAGGUGUCCUUGGUGUGUGUCGUGAAACCUGAUGAAUUCUGGGACAAGAAAGUCACCCACUUCUGUUUCUGGAAGGAGAAGGAUCGUCUAGGCUUUGAGGUCAUCCUGGUGUCGGCCAACAAACUGACGCGCUACAUUGAGCCGUGUCAGCUGACGGAAGAAUUCGGGGGGAGUCUGUUGUACGACCACAUGGACUGGGUCAACAAGAGACUGGUCUUUGAGAAAUUCACCAGGGAGUCCACGUCCCUUUUGGAUGAGCUAGCGGUCAUCAAUGAGAACGAAAAGUCCAACCAGCCAGACAAAGACAGACCACCAGAUUGUAACGCCUUGCCAUCCUUCGACCCAGAAACGGUUUUACAAACAGGUCACGAGUUGCUGUCGGAGCUGCAGCAGCGGCGCUUCAACGGCUCCGAGGGUGGCGGCGGCGGCAGUGGUGGUGGCGGUGGCGGGGGCACGGCCUGGUCGCCCAUGGACGACGAGCUGCUGGCCCAGCCGCAAGUGAUGAAGCUGCUGGACUCGCUGCGGGAGGAGUACACCAAGUACCAGGAGGUGUGCCGGCAGAGGAGCAAGCGCUCGCAGCUGGAGGAGAUCCAGACCAAGGUCAUGCAGGUUGUGAACUGGCUGGAGGGUCCGGGUACUGAGCAGCUCCGUGCCCAGUGGGGGAUCGGGGACUCCAUCCGGGCCUCACAGGCCUUGCAGCAGAAGCACGAGGAGAUUGAGAGCCAACACAGCGAGUGGUUUGCGGUGUACGUGGAGCUGAACCAGCAGAUCGCCGCUCUGCUGAGUGCCGGCGACGAGGAGGACCUGUUGGAGCUGAAGGCCCUGCAGCAGCAGCUGAGCGACGUCUGCUAUCGGCAGGCCAGCCAGCUGGAGUCCCGGCAGAACGUGCUGCAGUCCGCCCACGAGUUCCAUGGCACCGCCCAGGACCUGUCCCAGCAGCUGGACGGCUUGCUCGGCAUGCUCUGUGCCGACGUAGCCCCCGCGGACGGCGCCGCCAUCCAGCAGACCCUCAAGCACCUGGAGGAGAAGCUGAAGAGCGUAGAUGGCGCCCUACAAGGCCUCAAAGAGAAGGGUCAGGUUCUGCUGGAUCAAAUGUCCAAUCAGGCCUCCUGGUCGUAUGGAAAAGAAGCUCCGCUGGAGAACAAGGAAAAUGUCGACCACAUCCACAGUGUCAUGGAGGACAUGCAGCUCCGCAAACAAAGGUGUGAAGAUAUGGUGGAUGUGCGGAGACUGAAGAUGCUUCAGAUGGUCCAGCUUUUCAAGUGUGAAGAGGACGCCUCACAGGCGGUGGAGUGGCUGGGGGAGCUGCUGGACGCUCUGCUGAAGACCCACUUGAGACUGGGCGAUGACUCACAGGAGACCAAAGUGCUCCUGGAGAAGCACAAAAAGUUUGUUGAUGUUGCACAGAGCACCUAUGACUAUGGUCGGCAGCUCCUCCAGGCCACGGUGGUCCUGUGCCAGUCCCUGCGCUGCACCACCCGCUCCUCGGGCGACACGCUGCCCCGUCUGAACCGCGUGUGGAAGCAGUUCUCCGUCACCUCCGAGGAGCGAGUGCACCGGCUGGAGAUGGCCAGCUCCUUCCACACCUCCGCAGAGAAUCUGCUGAAAGAGAGCCCGGAGCAGGCUGAGCUCAUGGUGUUGGACCUGGAGUCGUGUGAGGAGGUGGUGGUGCUGGGGAAGUCUCUCCUGGACCGCCUCACUGUGCCUGUCAUAUUCCCAGACGGGAGUGAGCACUUCUUUGGCAGCCCUGGCGACAUGGCGUCGUCUGCGGAGAGUGUGCGGGAGAAGCUGAAGCUGGUGGAGGAGAAACGCUUCCAGCUGGAGGAGGUGGAGCAGCUCCAGCACCAGGAAGAGGCACUAGAGACUGAAGAGCUGGAGAGCUAAUGCAGCCUCUCAAUUACGCAUCGUGAACCCCCCCCCCCCCACCCCCCAUUCGGAGCCUGGGAACCCCCUUCCGGAACAUCGCCUCAUCCUCACGUGCUCUAGGUGUUGGUCAGAUUUUUAUGUAGGCGGGGGGGGGGGGGGUCGGUACGCUCAUGCUCCUACCAUCUCAGUUAUACGCUGCCUUUGCCAGAUCAUCUUAACUUACCAAGUGCUGUUAAAGAUAGACAGCUUGCCGAAAUCCCCUUACAUUGCUUAUAGCACACGGGAAAAAAUGAGAAGACAUCCAAAAAAAAUAAAUAAACAAAAAGAGACAAGAAACGAGAAAAGACUGCACUGAACUUGUUCCCCCCUUAAAAGCUUUACCUUUGUUUACUGGCACUUGUCCUCCGUUACGCAGGCUGGUGACUCAAGCUUUUUUUACGGUGCUACUAAACCUGUAGAAUGUGCCGGGAGCACCACAUCUGGCUUUGUUUUAACCUGGUGCUGUAGAGUUUCUUGGCCUCCUGGCAAACUUUUCCAUUGACCGUCAGCAAUGUAUUUUGUAUUUCUUUUCUGUUGCUUCCUGUUUUGCAGUACUUCAGUGUAUUUGAGUACUUAAGCAAAACUCUCUAUCGAUAUUUUUUAUUGUGCCAAUGCAAGAACGGAAGGACUUUAAAUUGGACACAAACUGCCAACCUAACUGGUUAAAGUUCAGACAGCAAUGUUAGUCAUGGGAGACAUCAACUAGCCCAUAAAGACAUUUAGCAGACGACAUUAGUUGUGUGUAUCAAGGUACAAUAUGAAAACAAAGCCUUGUUGAAAUCCUAGACUAGAACUGUGGCUUCAAGCUUUGUUUUGAUAAAUAAAAUGUGAAACAAAUGAUGUUGCAUCUCAUAAUUGUCCUUCUAAUAUGUACUUUUUCCUGCUUUUUGAGGCAUGCUGUUAUAAUAAUUCCAUAUUUAUUUUGUUUUGUAUUUUAAUUGAUAUGCCUUUAAAUUUGUACAAAACUUGGCAUUUUUACAUUUAAGCAUAAGCUAAUUAUGUGUUUAAUGAACACAUGGGUCACAAGAAAUAAAUUGGCAAAUGAACAGCAAACUGAGGA
This is a messenger RNA of Alosa sapidissima (American shad), 3615 nucleotides long. It is a transcript of the gene sestd1, whose product is annotated as SEC14 and spectrin domains 1. The transcript is spliced from 19 exons. NCBI's taxonomy places the organism in Eukaryota, Metazoa, Chordata, Actinopteri, Clupeiformes, Clupeidae. Bases 366 to 2534 code for a protein of 722 amino acids. The record is from RefSeq and is a predicted model, not a curated record.